This is a messenger RNA of Panthera uncia (snow leopard), 1182 nucleotides long. RefSeq names its product paired like homeodomain 1 (gene PITX1). The record is from RefSeq and is a predicted model, not a curated record. Gene Ontology annotation, molecular function: DNA-binding transcription factor activity, RNA polymerase II-specific; RNA polymerase II cis-regulatory region sequence-specific DNA binding. NCBI's taxonomy places the organism in Eukaryota, Metazoa, Chordata, Mammalia, Carnivora, Felidae. Gene Ontology annotation, biological process: regulation of transcription by RNA polymerase II; anatomical structure morphogenesis. Gene Ontology annotation, cellular component: nucleus. The transcript is spliced from 3 exons. The coding region runs from base 217 to 1158 and encodes 313 amino acids.
GCCGGGUAUCCGGUCGCGAGAAACCGCUGCCGCUGCCGCCCGCCUGGCCCCGCAGCCCCGGGCAGUCCAUGGGGCGGGCGCGGCGUCGUUGCGGGCGUGGGCAGCCCUGGGGGGCAGCCGCUUAGGCGCUGUGCUCUUGUCCCCGCAGGUCGCAGCCAGGGCGGCCGGGCGCGUCCGGCCCCGGCCCCUGGAGCGCCCGCCGCGGUCCCCGCCUCCAUGGACGCCUUCAAGGGGGGCAUGAGCCUGGAGCGGCUGCCGGAGGGACUCCGGCCGCCGCCGCCGCCGCACGACAUGGGGCCUGCCUUCCACCUGGCGCGCGCCGCCGACCCCCGCGAGCCGCUCGAGAACUCUGCCAGCGAGUCGUCCGACACGGAGCUGCCAGAGAAGGAGCGCAGCGGGGAAGUCAAGGGGCCGGAGGACAGCGGUGCAGGAGGCGCAGGCUGCGGUGGUGCGGAAGACCCGGCCAAGAAAAAGAAGCAGCGGCGGCAGCGCACGCACUUCACAAGCCAGCAGUUGCAAGAACUGGAGGCCACGUUCCAGAGGAACCGCUACCCCGACAUGAGCAUGCGGGAGGAGAUCGCUGUGUGGACCAACCUCACCGAGCCUCGCGUGAGGGUCUGGUUCAAGAACCGGCGAGCCAAGUGGCGGAAGCGCGAGCGUAACCAGCAGCUGGACCUGUGUAAGGGCGGCUACGUGCCGCAGUUCAGCGGCCUGGUGCAGCCCUACGAGGACGUGUACGCCGCCGGCUACUCCUACAACAACUGGGCCGCCAAGAGCCUGGCGCCAGCGCCGCUCUCCACCAAGAGCUUCACUUUCUUCAACUCCAUGAGCCCGCUGUCGUCGCAGUCCAUGUUCUCGGCGCCCAGCUCCAUCUCCUCCAUGACCAUGCCGUCGAGCAUGGGCCCGGGCGCCGUGCCCGGCAUGCCCAACUCGGGCCUCAACAACAUCAACAACCUCACCGGCUCCUCGCUUAACUCGGCCAUGUCACCGGGCGCCUGCCCGUACGGCACGCCCGCCUCGCCCUACAGCGUCUACCGGGACACGUGCAACUCGAGCCUGGCCAGCCUGCGGCUCAAGUCCAAGCAGCACUCGUCGUUCGGCUACGGCGGGCUGCAGGGCCCGGCCUCGGGCCUCAAUGCGUGCCAGUACAACAGCUGACCGCCCCCGCCAGGCCCCGCGGGC